UUCCCUCGAGGGGCGGGGACGCAAGGUAAAGAGUCUGGAGCGGACCCUGGGAGAGUCAGAAGCACAUCCGGUGUUAGAAGAGCUGUGUGGGCUCCUGAGAGGCGGGUUAGAAGAGCGGAGGCUGUGUCCCACAGACACUAGCAUCAUGAAUAUAUUUGAUCGGAAGAUCAACUUCGAUGCACUCUUUAAAUUUUCCCACAUAACCCCCUCGACACAGCAGCACCUGAAGAAGGUUUAUGCCAGUUUUGCCCUCUGUAUGUUUGUGGCGGCUGCGGGGGCCUAUGUCCAUGUGGUCACCCAUUUCAUUCAGGCUGGCCUGCUCUCUGCUUUGGGCUCUUUGGGGUUGAUGAUUUGGCUGAUGGCAACACCUCACAGCCAUGAAACUGAGCAAAAAAGACUGGGACUUCUGGCUGGAUUUGCUUUCCUUACAGGAGUUGGCCUGGGCCCUGCUCUGGACUUGUGCAUUGCCAUCAACCCCAGCAUCCUUCCCACUGCCUUCAUGGGCACAGCAAUGAUCUUCACGUGCUUCACCCUGAGUGCACUCUAUGCCAGGCGCCGUAGCUACCUCUUUCUAGGAGGUAUCUUGAUGUCGGCCAUGAGCCUGAUGCUCUUGUCUUCCUUGGGGAACCUUUUCUUCGGAUCUGUUUGGCUUUUCCAGGCAAACCUGUACAUGGGGCUGGUGGUCAUGUGUGGCUUUGUCCUUUUUGAUACUCAACUCAUUAUUGAAAAGGCUGAAAAUGGAGAUAAAGAUUAUAUCUGGCACUGCGUUGACCUCUUCUUAGAUUUUGUAACUCUCUUCAGAAAGCUCAUGAUGAUCCUGGCUAUGAAUGAGAAGGAUAAGAAGAAGAAGAAGUGAAGCAGCCAUCCAGCUUUCCCCAAUUUGACUUCCUCUCCCUCCGCCCCUCAUUUCCUCUUUGCACACAUUACAGGUGGCGUGUUCUGUGAUAAUGAAAAGCAUCAGAAAAGCUUUUGUACUUUGUGGUUUUCUCUAUUUUGAAUUUUUUGAUCCAAAAAACUGAUUAGCAGAAUAUAGUUUGGAGUUUGGCUUCUUAUUCCUGGGGUUUUUCCCCGCCCCCGUUUUCUGUCAGCCCCCACCCCUAGCUUCUUCCUCUGCUCAAGCAGCCAGCCCACCGUGAUAAGGAGCAGGGUCUGCAGCAGAGGCAAGCUCCAAGAGUCCGCUCUCUGGCCGAGCUUCACCAAGUGGACCCGGACUGUUUGGUAAAGACGCCUCGGCCCUUCCUUCCUCAGCGUUGUUUGGUUUCUACACAGUUCCUGUGGGACUAGGCAGUGUGUUUUCCACUGGAAAGACUGCUGGUCCCAUUGUUACUUGGGCUCAUAUCUGAGCUAUCAGCCCCUACAAGGAAAACGGAAAGCCUCUUCUGGUGGAUGCUGAGCUUCCUCUGAGCUGCCCAAGUCUCCGCUGGUCUGGCAAACACACCUUUCUGCCUUGCUAUCACAAAAGGAAUAUGGAUUUGUUUGUGUUCCCUCCCCAAUCUCUUAUCUGAUCCUCAGGGAAUCUGCCUGCUCUCCUUCCAUGGGGGUGGGAGGAUUUCAGUACAAAGGGAAAUUCUUGUCAGGUCUUUAUGAAAGGCUGAUUAUGUAUGGCAAGAUAUGGAAAAUUCCCAAACUGUCUCAGUCUUUUUUUUUUUUUAUCACUAUCUUGAUUACUGAGUGGCCUCUAUUAGGUGACUAUGAUUAAGGAUCCCAGGACAGGAAGGAUAAGGAAGGGGCAUGGUUGUGCCUCUAGGGUGAUUGUAACUAAUCCUCCAGACAAACCCAGAUAAGGACCUGCUUGAGGCAGGAGAGAGCAAAAUCUCCACUAAGGGCAUCUUUGUUCAGACCAGGGGAACUGGCUGUGAUGACUCAGGAGGCAGCAUUCGGAACAGUCCUUAGGUGCAUUUUUGUCUUAUCCCACCUGAGCACUAAUAAGUAGUAUCAGGCCAGAGAUUUGGGGCAGUUGAUAAAUGUCCGUUUUACAGAUGCACUUUUAGGCUUUGGUCUGUUCACUGGUUCUAGAAAUCUGCAGCUGCCUUUAGGCAGGGGCCGGGUGACCAAACCUCUGAUUUCCUGCAACUUUCUGUUUGCAAGUGUAGGGGGCAGUACUAAUGGGGAUCACCAGCUGCUCCCCGUGAGCUGCCACAGUCAGCUGGCCCAGAAGGGAAGGCAACCUUGGGAAUGGCUUUGGCUGUCCACAGAGCUUCAGCCUAAGGAGGCUGGAGCCAUUGAAAACUCAUUGCCCAUAGGACACCAUUUUUGGCUUUCCUUGUUCACAACCAGUAUAUACAGUUUGACCCAGUGGCUGCUGGUUUGCAGUGUACCAUAUCACCGUACCCCUUGAGACAGUUGUGUUGGCAGGCCGUGUGGUUCCUGGAGUGGCAUGCCACCUGGAAGAAUGGCUUGCUUCUGCAGAGGAUGCUGCUCUCUGAUUGAGCUGCUGUCCCCAGCCUGUCACUUGACAAUUUACCAGAAGGGAUUUCCUUCCUAUCAACCCCCCACUAGCAACUCUCCAUAAAUUUGUCGAUUCUCUGCUAGGCCUGAGAAUCUGAGUUACAUCUCCUGAAGCCGAACUCCACCUCUUGUGCUUUUUUGCUUGGGAUUAAAGGAGUUUUCUUUAGAAACAGUGCCAAGAAUGAUAUAAAAAACUACUUUUAAAGAAAAUGCCUAACAGGUUUUUAAUACAGUAAUCACUGUAGUUAUCCCUUUCUUUUCUAGUUCCUUGGUUUUCAGCUCAGGCUGCAUUCUCUAACUCAUACUGUGAAGACAAAGGUGUUUUUGAUUCAGAAAUAUAUGAAAUCUACAUAGUCUUAAUUUGUAAAAAAUAAAAUUCCUUAACCUUU
This is a messenger RNA of Capra hircus (goat), 2837 nucleotides long. It is a transcript of the gene TMBIM6, whose product is annotated as transmembrane BAX inhibitor motif containing 6. Gene Ontology annotation, biological process: negative regulation of apoptotic signaling pathway; negative regulation of endoribonuclease activity; cellular response to unfolded protein. Gene Ontology annotation, cellular component: mitochondrial membrane. NCBI's taxonomy places the organism in Eukaryota, Metazoa, Chordata, Mammalia, Artiodactyla, Bovidae. The record is from RefSeq and is a predicted model, not a curated record. Bases 146 to 856 code for a protein of 236 amino acids. The transcript has 10 exons. Gene Ontology annotation, molecular function: enzyme binding.